AUGAAACAACACGCGGUGGGAGCUUGGCUUGCCUCGGUAGGAGCGCUUGCCUCAUUGGCAGCUUGCUUCGAGGCUAUGUAUGGAUACGGCCAGGGGUCGGUAGCUUCAAGCUCUUCGGCUGGAGCGGUUGCCUCGGUGGCAGCUUGGUUCGAGGCUAUUGGGGACGGCAAGGCCAGAGCUUCAAGCUGUCAUGCGCAGCUUGUCCUCGGUGUACAUAUUGCCGUUGCUCGCUCGGCGCCAAUGUUCAUAACCCGGUGUGUUAUGGGGAUUGGAGCAUGGAUCCCAUGGAAAGAUUUCGGAUUGAGCGCGUGGAUCAAGUACGUGUCUGACAUGAAAGGGUUAGAGGACGACAUGAAAAUGUUAUCGAAUGGAAUCAAUCAAAGAAAAGUCGGAUGCAGAUUGGUAGUAUGCAGAUGGGAUGAAAGUUGGGAAUUUGAUGUGGAUUUGGAAAUGAUCGGAGGAGGUACGACCUUUUAA
Melampsora larici-populina 98AG31 is the source of this 477-nucleotide messenger RNA. RefSeq lists its product as uncharacterized. The record is from RefSeq and is a predicted model, not a curated record. NCBI's taxonomy places the organism in Eukaryota, Fungi, Basidiomycota, Pucciniomycetes, Pucciniales, Melampsoraceae. The transcript has 6 exons. Bases 1 to 477 code for a protein of 158 amino acids.